UCUAUUAAGAACGCCACUGGGAGGUGAUGGGCAGAGCUUGACUUCUAAGUCUUAUUCUAACUUGAGAUAUCUCGAUCAUCGGAGUAGUAAGACCCACUUGAAAAAUGUUUUUAUCAUGCAGACACACAAAUCUUUCGUCAAGACCUUGGGUUUAGCCAAAUAUUUAAACUCUUUAUCUGCAGCCCGUAUCUAGAAAAACAAACGUAAGAAGUUUAAAGAUAAACCCAAUUAAACAUAGAUUUCACAUCAUAGAAUUUUUUCAAGUAACAGAUAUUGGAAUAUAAGGAGUCAAAUUUGCAUCUAUUAGAUUAAUAUUAUUUCUUUAAAUAUUAAUUAAAUCGAUUUAAAACAAUAUAAUGUAGUUUUUUUUUUUUUAAGAAAAAAUUAGUAGAGUAAUGAACAAAAUAGUAGACUCGCUAAAUUUGGAUUUGAGAUCAUCCCACUAAGCUCAAACUUGAUAUAUCUGUAAUACUCGAUUUAGUCUUCUCAAACCACAUUAAAAUGGAUAAUUCAAGGAAAAAUAAAACAAAAUUUAACGGUCAAAUUGAAUUAAAACAGAAAUUGAAUCAUAAUUCACAUACAGCAGAGAGCUGAAGUCAAGAUGCCUGUGUAUGUCAGAAGGAAAGAAAAAGGACCUUUCUCAACUAUUUGUCGUUUGGAUGAUACACAUUUUAAAGGCCAAACUCAACUCUGCACUUGGCCAAACUAUACUAAAGCAGAACAAUCUUUUCAAAUUAUAUAAUUUCUUUCCCAAUUAAACUUUUAUCAACUUGCUCUUCUUUCUUUUAUUUCUAUCCUUUUCACUGUUAACCACCCAACCCAAGGCCUGCAUUAAACAAGUAUUUGAAUUUCAGAGAUAUUUCAUUUAUUUACCCGGCACUUAAAUUUGAGAAUAUGGGGUGCCUAGCAUCAACACAAAACAAGUCUGGUGGAAGGUGGCCAAGAAAUGUUGGGGAGGUUGCUGUGUUUGUUCCUGGGAUGAGGAUCCCUAAACCAAUUGACUUCACUCAGCCCUUUGGUGAUGGUUUAUCCAGGGAUUUGGUUGAAAGGCUGUGUGCUCUAAGAACUCGUAUUGUAGUCAUGGCAGGCCAAGAAGCGCCCAGGGCUACAAAACCAAGAAGAACGGCAACACAACAUGGGGGAUCGACAAUGGCUGAUCUUCAGCAGGCUCUUGAAGAUUACCUGCCAGUCCUUUUGGGUCUAGUUGAAAAUGGAAACCAGCUAAAACAUGACUUGCAAUUCUCCUGGCUAAAUCAGGAGGACACUGCAGAGGAGACCACUAUGUCAAACUCCUGGUAUGAGGUACUAUCAGUUUUGCACUUGAUGGCCAUGUUAUCAUUAUCACAGGCCAAUUUAUUGCUUCUUCCUAUGGCAUCUAAUGACGGUCAUCUGUCAAAAUUAUCAGAAGAAAGGAGACGAGCUUGUAUUGAUAUGUUGUUGAAGGCAGCAGGAUACUUGCAUUUCUCUAUCCAGCAUGUUCUCCCUCAGUUUCCUCCAGAACUCAGAAAAAAUUUACCACUAGACCUGGAAGAGGGAGUGCUUCAAGCCCUUUGCUUGCAAGCCCUUGGCCAGGGUGUUGAUGUUCAGCUUGGAAUGGCAAUUGAUAGUGUCAAGGCCACAUUGGCCGUCAAAAGGAGGCUUGCAUGUGAGAUGGUAAAGUACUGGCAUCAGGCUCAAGAAAACAUUGUAGGCCUUCCGCUAAUGAGUGGAUGGGGAAAGAAGCAUGAGCAUUUUAUUGAGUGGAAAUAUGCUGAGGCCAAGGCAGCUGCAUACUAUUAUCAUGGUUUAAUCCUUGAUGAGGGGAACACAGAGACAUGUAAAGAAAUUGCUAUAGCUGCUCAGCAAGCGGCGGAAGCAUUGUGUAAAGAAAGCAACAAGGCCUGUGAAUCCUUCCAUAUGACCCCUCCACUGUCACGAAAUCCAAUCCCUUGGGGAACUAGCAAGUUUCUAUCUGAGAAGAUCCCUGGAGAUGAAUCGAGUAAGGUGCAAAGCAAUGAGGAUCCACACAGUAAUGAAAUGAUUCUGCAAGCUGCACCUGCAUUGCCAGAUUUUACUUUGUCCCUAAAGCCUGACGAGUACCAGCUUCCUCCGGUGGAUCCCUCUUGGAAUGACCACAUACAAAAUCAAAAUUUACUUGUCCUCUAGUGAGGUUAAACUUAGGUUUUCCAACUUAAAAGACUAAAGAGAUGAUUAUCUAACACAUAAGGGAAGAACUCAAGCAGAAGCAGGUAAACGUGAUCCAUGUAUCGUAUCUAUAGACUUAUGUUUUGGUUAAAUAAAAACAACCUUUGCUAGUAA
Molecule: messenger RNA, 2298 nt
Organism: Manihot esculenta (cassava)
Lineage: Eukaryota; Viridiplantae; Streptophyta; Magnoliopsida; Malpighiales; Euphorbiaceae
Exons: 12
Coding region: 895-2145 (416 amino acids)
Source: RefSeq, a predicted model, not a curated record